AUUUUCGAUGAAAACUUCUUUCUGUGGGGAAGAAAUUUGCUAUGUUUACAAAUGAACUACCCCAUCUCAAUCAGAUUUGAAAUUACCGAGGGUAAAAAAAGCCUUUUAGAAGAUAUUCGAUAUACUGCAUCGAAUUAUAAGCCUCCGCCAAGUUUCCAUGGUUUAACUUACGCCGAAGUCACAUCGAAUACAAUUGUUGAUCAAAAAGAAAGGGCUAAUUGUUUGGGUUAUCGGACACCUAUUCAAUACACAAUUGAAACGAUUUUAGUUCCAUAAUGACAAUUUACGUUGUUUAGGUGAAAAUAUUAAGGAAAGUAUGGAAAAAGACGAGAAAGAUAGUUGUACAGGAAAUGGUAAUGUCUCGGAAACACCUUCGACUAUAGACACCACUAGUCCAAUCAAUCAAACCAUACGUUUCAUAUAUGGUAACCCUUCAGUGGAAACUUUUGAGGGAGUUUUACACAUCUAUAAAGAUAACCAGUUCGUCUAUAUUCUUUGAAAACAAUAUUCUAAAUAAUAGCCAUAUUAUUGAACAGGAAAGCUGAAGAUUGUUCUAGUUCUUUAAUUUUAAUGAUUGCUGUCCCAGCUACUAAAACAACACAAGAUAUUCUUCAAUUCCUUGGACCAGUCUCGCUUUGGUUAGAGCAUAUACGAAUUAUUAGGGACUCUACUCCUAAUCAAUAUAUGGUUUUAAUGAAAUUUAGAAAUCAGAAAUAUGCGGUAGAUUUCUUUCAAAAUUUUAAUGGAAAAUCUUGGAAUUCACUUGAAUCCGAAGCUGUUCAUUUAUUGUAUACAUCGGCUGUUGAGUUAUUAACUUCGUCAGAAGGAGGAAGUCUACCUGUUGUUGGUACAACUGAAUUACCGACUUGUCCAGUUUGUUUAGAAAGAAUGGACGAGUCGGUUGAUAGUAUAUUGACUAUAUUAUGUAGUCACUCUUUUCAUGGAUCUUGUCUUGUGAAAUGGACUGAUACUUCCUGUCCCGUUUGUAGAUAUAUACAAACACCAGAACAGGAUCAAGAAAGCUUGUGUGUACAAUGCGAUGCCAGACAAGACUUGUGGAUUUGUUUAAUAUGCGGUCAUGUAGGAUGUGGAAGAUAUUUAGAAGGUCACGCCUAUGAACACUAUAAAUUGACACAUCACACGUAUUCCAUGCAAUUAGGAGCAAAUCGAGUUUGGGAUUACGCAGGCGAUAGUUACGUGCAUAGGCUUGUGCAAAGUUCUGGAGAUGGAAAGAUUGUCCAAGUCAUGAAUGAGAGUGAGACAUCUGCUGAUGAUAAAAAUGAUGCCUUGCAAUUAGAAUAUACUUAUAUUUUAACUAGUCAAUUAGAGACUCAGAGACUUUACUUCCAAGAAAAACUAGAUCAGAUUGAAAGUGAGAGUAAAAAGCAUCAAGAUGACCUUAAAGAAGCUUUUAAUAACCAGGAAAGAAAACUACACGAAGUUUUAAAUAGAAUGGAUAGAUUAGAAAAAGAAAAGAAAAGUUUAGAACAGAAAAAUGCUAGUCUUUCAACACAAGUAAAUCGAUCAAAAAAAGAUCUUGAAGAAGAAAAGCAGUAUAAUCUCUGUCUUCGCAAAAAUCAGGACGAAUGGAGUAAAAAAUGUGCAAAACUUGAAGAAACAAUUAAAAGGAAAGAUACUGAAAUACAAAGUUUAGAAGAGCAAGUCCGUGAUGUUAUGUUCUCUUUAGAUGCUCAAAUGAAAUUAAAAGAGGAAGCUACAGAAGAAGAGCUCAGAUCUUCCUCGAUGAGUGUAGAUGCUUCAGCACCGCAGCGUUCUCAACGCCGUAAAUCACGUAAAAAAUAAAUUACCAAUAUUUGAAACAUGUUAAAGCUAAGUAUGCUUGUAAAUAUUUCCUCAAGUUCUUUUAAGUUUUUUAAAGGGCAUGAAAUUCCGUAUAAACUGCUGUUAUUUCAAGUAAAAUACUUAAAAAUACACUUGAUGUUACAGACACUAAUUGGUCUAUUUUUCUCUUUUCACCUUGUUUUUAUCACAGUAUUUUUAGUUUUGUUUUCUC
Molecule: messenger RNA, 2014 nt
Organism: Dimorphilus gyrociliatus
Lineage: Eukaryota; Metazoa; Annelida; Polychaeta; Dinophilidae
Source: the annotation of a GenBank genome assembly